AUGUCAUUCACACAGCAAGUACAGCCAAUAACUACCAAAUGUUUAGGAUCUGAACAUACAACUACUAAAAAACCAGUUCAUCAGUUUGAAUGUCCUGCUUCUCAGAAAUAUUUUGGGUCGAAAAUUGCGAUCGGCACUACAGAACAAGAAAGACAUGGACUUCAAAAUACAAAACCACAACAUUCGAAUAUGCAUCAUCAUUUGCCAGGUUUUCUUUCACCACAGUUUAUGUUGUCUGCAAAGUCAAUACCGUUUUGCUCAGUUCAAGAAGGAUGCCAUUUUUUUUUCGACUUCAAUAAGUCUUCCCCUUUUACGGGUUUCAUUUCAGACCCAGAGUUAUAUACACCUAGUCCUGGUAUGUCACCUGGAAUUCAUUUUGAAUUUCCGCCGAGAGCAAGGAUAUAUAACUCAAUGUCAGAACUGAAUCAAAUGGCAAUGUCUCCACUUGGAUGUUUUCCUAAUGAGAAUAUCAGUAUGCCGUUAUCUCAGAUAACGUCCAAAUUCUCAACUUUAAAACAAAAUCGUGAUCAGCGUAGAGCUUUGUCCGACUCUGAUGCUUACAAAUGUCCAGUGUGUAAUCAAAUGUUUCUUUCAUUUGAUAACUUAGCAAAACACAUGGCAAAACACUUACCAACAGAAACUAUCUUACACGGUGAAAAUAAAAAACUACACUUAUGUAAAGUUUGCAAUAGAUCUUUUUCUCGUAGCGAUAUGUUGACUCGUCACAUGAGAUUGCACACAGGCAUUAAACCAUAUGAAUGUAGUGAUUGUGGACAAGUGUUUAGCCGUAGUGACCAUUUAAACACACAUAAACGCACCCAUACCGGUGAAAAGCCAUAUCGAUGUCCUCAGUGUCCGUAUGCUGCUUGCAGACGCGAUAUGGUUACACGUCAUAUGAGAACACAUAACAAAAGGUCGGUAAAGACGAAUAAGUUACUAUCAGUACCAUAUUUUAAAGGCGAUCUACGAAUGAGUUCAGUGUCAAGUACAGAUACGACAGAUUCACAAGAUAUAUCUGGACGCAUAUAUUCUCAAUCCAGCAAUGAAAGUGUGGAUAUUGACUGUUGA
Molecule: messenger RNA, 1068 nt
Organism: Mytilus californianus (California mussel)
Lineage: Eukaryota; Metazoa; Mollusca; Bivalvia; Mytilida; Mytilidae
Product: zinc finger protein 571-like
Exons: 1
Coding region: 1-1068 (355 amino acids)
Biological process (GO): regulation of transcription by RNA polymerase II
Molecular function (GO): DNA-binding transcription factor activity; RNA polymerase II cis-regulatory region sequence-specific DNA binding
Source: RefSeq, a predicted model, not a curated record